CUGGGAACGGACGGAGCGGCGGGGCGGAGCGGUGUUUGCAAUGGCUGCUACUGUGAACUUGGAACUUGACCCUAUUUUUUUGAAAGCACUAGGUUUCUUACAUUCAAAGAGUAAAGAUUCUGCUGAGAAACUGAAAGCACUACUUGAUGAGUCCUUGGCCCGGGGUGUUGAUGCGAGUUACCGUCCAUCUCAAAAGGAUGUGGAGCCACCCAAAAUUUCAAGCACAAAAGCUAUUUCUAUUAAGCAAGAGCCCAAAACAUCAUCCAUCUUUUCAGGCAAUAAUAAUGGCAAGGUCCUCACAACUGAAAAGGUAAAGAAGGAAGCUGAAAAGAGACCUGCUGAUAAAAUAAAAUCAGAUGUUACUGAAGGAGCUGAUAUUCCAAAGAAACCUAGACUAGAGAAAUCCGAGACGCGGUCCUCUCCCAUUACUGUCCAAACCAGCAAGGAUUUAGCUAUAGCUGACCUUUCCAGUUUUGAAGAGACCAGUGCUGAUGAUUUUGCUAUGGAGAUGGGACUGGUCUGUGUUGUUUGUAGGCAGAUGACAGUAGCAUCUGGUAAUCAAUUAGUCGAAUGUCAAGAAUGCCAUAAUCUGUACCACCAAGACUGCCAUAAACCCCAGGUAACAGACAAGGAAGUGAAUGACCCUCGCCUGGUGUGGUAUUGUGCCCGAUGUACCAGACAGAUGAAAAGAAUGGCUCAAAAAACUCAGAAACCACCACAGAAACCAGCUCCUACAGUUGUUUCUGUAGCUCCAGCUGUCAAAGAUCCAUUGGUUAAGAAACCAGAAACUAAACUCAAGCAAGAGACAACUUUCCAAGCAUUCAAGAGAACAGAAGUCAAGACAUCCACGGUUAUUUCAGGACAUUCUUCUAGUACCAGUGUUUCCUCUUCGGUAACUAGUGGCCUAACGGGGUGGGCAGCGUUUGCAGUCAAAACAUCUUCUACUGGUCCCUCAACAGCAAAAUUGAGUUCUACAACACAAAACAACAGUGGAAAACCUGCUGCCUCAUCAGCCAGCCAGAAGCCUGUGGGUUUGACUGGUCUGGCAACAUCUUCCAAAGGUGGAAUAGGUUCUAAAAUAGGUUCCAAUAAUAGUUCAACACCCACUGUACCACUGAAACCACCUCCACCUCUGACCUUAGGCAAAACUGGCCUUAGUCGCUCGGUUAGUUGUGAUAAUGUCAGCAAAGUAGGUCUUCCCAGUCCAAGUAGUUUAGUUCCAGGAAGCAGCAACCAACUAAGUGGGAAUGGAAAUAGUGGGACAUCAGGCCCUGGUGGAAGUACCACUAGUAAAAGUACUUCAGAAUCUAGUAGCUCUUCCUCAGCAUCCCUUAAAGGUCCAACUUCACAAGAAUCACAGCUCAAUGCUAUGAAGAGAUUACAGAUGGUUAAGAAGAAAGCCGCCCAAAAGAAACUCAAGAAAUAGGGUGUCCAAACAGUUGUGAUGUUAUAGUACCCAAAAGGUAAAAACUUAUUACUAGAACAUAUAUUGUUAAAUGUACUGUAAUUUAAUAAAAAU
This is a messenger RNA of Oryctolagus cuniculus (rabbit), 1519 nucleotides long. NCBI's taxonomy places the organism in Eukaryota, Metazoa, Chordata, Mammalia, Lagomorpha, Leporidae. The record is from RefSeq and is a predicted model, not a curated record.